Archocentrus centrarchus (flier cichlid) is the source of this 2708-nucleotide messenger RNA. RefSeq names its product solute carrier family 66 member 1 (gene slc66a1). Gene Ontology annotation, molecular function: basic amino acid transmembrane transporter activity. The record is from RefSeq and is a predicted model, not a curated record. The transcript is spliced from 8 exons. Bases 179 to 1108 code for a protein of 309 amino acids. Gene Ontology annotation, cellular component: membrane. NCBI's taxonomy places the organism in Eukaryota, Metazoa, Chordata, Actinopteri, Cichliformes, Cichlidae.
ACAGUUUAGGCGCUGAGUCAACCACCUGUCAGCUGACACGAUUUUCCAGCGCUUUUUAAUGAGGAAAUGAGGAAUCCUGUCGCUCCGCUCCGGUUCAACGUCUGACGCUGGAGUUGAUCGGCUUUUUCAAAUAGGGCUGAAGGUGUUUUUGCAGAGGCUUCGCUCUCCGUGAAGAACAAUGCCUACAGACGGAGUCCUCACACGCACCGCCUUUGGAUGGACCACUCCAGAAAAUUUCACUUCUCUGUGUCCUAAUGGGUCCAAAUGGGUUUGGGAAGGGUUUGGGGAAUGUGCCCAGGACGCCAGGGAUAUGGCCAGCGUCUACCUCGGCCUCCUGUCCAUUCUCUGCUUCAUGGUGUCUUCGUUUCCGCAGUAUUACAACUCAUGUAAAACUGGGAAUAUGGACAGAGCCCUGUCCAUUUGGUUUCUGCUGUUGUGGUUGGCAGGUGACUCCUGUAAUCUGAUUGGCUCCUUUUUGGCAGAUCAGCUUCCGCUUCAGAAAUAUACAGCUAUUUACUACGUAAUGGCUGACUUGGUGAUGCUGGCUAUGUAUACUUACUACAAGAUGAAGCGCAAAGCCUUUGAAAGGAGGACGGGUUUGCAUGUGGUGGGUGUGUUCUGCAUCUUAUGCUUUGUCACAAGCCUCACCCAGCUCCCAGAUGUAGGCACCCAGGAGGAAAUCAUUUCUUCUGGGUUUAGAAGUCGCUCUUUGCUCUCAGCCUCUAGUGUUAGCGCUGUCACGCCUUUUACCACUAAAGAGAUCAUUGGUUUCUGCAUUGGGUCACUGUCAUCAGUCCUUUACCUCUUUUCCAGACUUCCACAGAUAUACACUAAUUUCAAGAGGAAGUCGACAGCAGGAGUUUCUUAUUUCUUGUUCGCACUGGUCAUCCUUGGAAACACUACAUAUGGCCUAAGCGUCCUUUUGAAGAACCCUGACCUGGGCCAGGGUGAGAGCAGCUACCUAAUCCACCACCUGCCCUGGCUCAUCGGGAGCCUUGGCACUCUCACUUUAGACCUCAUCAUCUCUGUCCAGUUCAUGAUCUACCGUAACGCUCAGCCACGGGUGGAGCUCAACCACGAUGAGACAGCACCUCUGAUUGGGAGCUAAACCAGCACACUCACAGUUCAUUGGUGGGACUCGGCCAAACACGCGAUGUCAGUGGAAUCCUCAUAACCACCUUUCUGACAUCAUCGGGAUCUAAACUGUACACUUAAUCUUAGAGAUGUAUUUAUUAUGCUGUGAUCCUUUUUAAUGUUUACAAUCAAUGUUUGUGUCUAGUUAGUACAACGGCAGUUAAAGUUCUUCACUUUUAGUGAGCUUAACUUUUAGUUUUUAAGGGACAGUUAAAGGUUUUACAUGUCAGACACGGAUGAAAACUCCUCCUGUCAGCCUGAGACUGUAUUCACAAACAUACUGAGGAUAAUCUGAGAACUCCAAGCUCGGACUGGAAAUUUUGAGUAAAACAUUAGGAGUUUACGAACGACUUGGAAAAACAUCUGAAAUAAGGGGCUGAAACCUGUAUCCUAUUCAGGAGGUUUGGUGGACCUGUUGCCUUUCUUCAGAAGGUGUGAUAGGUCGAUCAUAAGUAGCCUGUUCAUACGCUGGUAGUUAUGCGUUUGCUUAGAUUGAUUAUCAUGCUGGUAAUUUUACUGCUUAAUCAAUUUUAUUAUAAUGGAUUUAAAAAAAAAAAAAAAAAAAAAGGUUCAAUUUUCUAUAAUCGGCUUCUCGCAGCAGCGGGGGUGCCUGCUUUACUCAUUAAUGGCCUUUUGUGAGUCUGCACUGUGUCACAAAAUGAUACCGUGGAAGGACUUUAAUGGUGUGUGACAGACCCAAGCUUCAUCACCUUUAGCCACUUUAAUUUGUGGUGCUAUAGUGGUGUGAGCUCAUCUUUAACAAGAAUCAACACAAACAUCUCUGCAUGAUCGAGCCUGUUGUGCGAUAAAUUUGCCAUUAUUUGUUGCUUGGAUAUUAGUUUGCCUCUAUUGUAUUGUCUCCACUUCUUAAGAAACCAUUAAGCCUGCUGGAAGUCAUCUUUCCAACUCCUUACAGUUUUCGCUAAGCAGCUCCCUGGAGGUUCAGAUGCUUUGUGAAUAGGACCAAGGUUUUAACAGUAAGGGAAAAGUAUUUUUUUAAAUCUAAGAAUUCUGACAAUUUUAGGUCACACGUCUUUUUGUCAGCAGGAGCCACUCUUUUACUAAGAAGCUGUGUGAAUACGGCUCCUGAGCUCUUGAUAUGAUGCCAACGCACAUAUAUCAGAAACUUGUUGAUGCCACUGAGAGGUUUCUUUUUUAUUCUGGUGCUUGAAGUUGUCUGAUCAUUGCGUGAAGCCCUGAUCUCUGUAAACGAGUCUGAUCUCAUUUACAGUGUUUCAGAACACCUCCUGUAACUCCUGAAGCUUGUGUUAUCGGGGGGGGGGGGGGUGAAUACAGAGAUGUGUCUAAUUGGACAAAGAAGUCAUUUGUAUUUAGUCAGUCUUAAUUGACAGUUGCACAAAGUGCCAUGAAUGGACCAGUUUUGAUUGCACUGGUGAUGAAAUCACAUCUCUUAGCACAGAUUUUCAAUACUUUGUUCAUGUUAUGCGUUUUCAUUUCUUAAGUGUUUUGCACAUUUUGACACGAAAGUCAGUACCUUCAGGAUUGUUAAAGGUUUUUGGUGUGUUAUGAUACUGUAAAGAUUAAAGUCAAAGUCAUGAAGACCACAUUUUCUC